Molecule: messenger RNA, 569 nt
Organism: Orbicella faveolata
Lineage: Eukaryota; Metazoa; Cnidaria; Anthozoa; Scleractinia; Merulinidae
Product: cytoglobin-1-like
Molecular function (GO): heme binding; oxygen binding
Source: RefSeq, a predicted model, not a curated record
GCGGCUUCUGAUGAUAUGUUCACUUCUUAGGCUUUUCGAGAAAGACCCGGGGUUACAAAACAUGUUCGCAGAGUUCAGAGAAGUGAAAUUAGAGGAAUUAGCACGAACAAGGGAACUUCACGGGCACACUGAACGAGUGAUGCGAGCUGUGGAGAACUGCGUGAACGCAAUGGACGAUCCAGACUCCCUGAGGGCUUACUUGAUGGAACUGGGAAGGAGGCAUGUGUAUCGAUCAGCAAAGCCUUCUGUUGGAAACUUACACCUUCUUUCCAGGGCAUUGAUAUCAACGUUUCAAGAGACUAUUCCCAACGACUGGGUUCCUGAAGUAGCUGCGGCCUGGGAAGUACUGUUAAACUACUUCACCAUCAUGCUGAAGGAGGGAAUACGCUCCUCUGUUCAAUGACGAGGAGAAAACGUGCUUCAUGAAAGAGUUGUGUUUCAAGAUUUGAAUCAAGGAACUGCAUGAGAUUUCGAUAAAAAGAUCGUAUUUGGAUUAUUUUUGCUACUUUUUGUCGCUGAAUCCUGUACAAUUUGUAAUAGCUCAGGUGGCUCAAAACAAUUUCCAACAC